AUUCCAGAGUGACUUGGUAGGAUGGUCACUAACUGGAAAUUCUCUGCCUUCCGAAGAAGGAAUCCAGCACCCAUUCCCACGAUCCUGCCACCAAGCUGAGGACCUGCUGACCCAAGUUCCUUCUUUUCUUGCUAUUGGCUGACACUGUUCAUAAAACAGAGUUGGCCGUUUCACUUUUGCUUUAAAUGAACGAGCUGCAUCACAUAGGGGAGAAAGCCAGGAGAGAGGGCAGAGUCGGAAGGCAGGGCAGCGGGAGGAGGCCGGGCACUGGAAGGAAACACACAGUGGUACCAGGGAAGGAUGUGUUUCUUUGGCUGAAGAGAAGACUUGGAGCUUGCUGAAUUGGGAAGAUAGAAAGAGAAAAUUUAUGUCCUAGCCUCUGUCCAACUCCAUAUCAGAAAUGGAACCAACUGGGCCCUUCAGCAAUAACAGUGACAGGAACUGUACAAUAGAAAGCUUCAAGAAAGAGUUUUAUCCCAUCAUAUACCUGGUCAUAUUCAUCUGGGGAGCCUUGGGAAAUGGCUUUUCCAUAUAUAUCUUCCUACAGACUUACAAGAAGUCCACAUCUGUGAAUGUUUUCAUGCUCAACCUCGCCAUUUCAGACUUCUUGUUUAUAAGCACCCUGCCCUUCAGGGCUGACUAUUAUUUCAGAGAGUCCAACUGGAUAUUUGGGGAUCUAGCCUGCAGAAUUAUGUCUUAUUCCUUAUAUGUCAACAUGUACACUAGCAUUUAUUUCCUAACUGUGCUAAGUGUUGUGCGUUUCCUGGCCACUGUCCACCCUUUCCAACUGCUCCAUGUCACCAGCAUUAAGAGUGCCUGGAUCCUCUCUGGGAUCAUAUGGGUUUUUAUCAUGGCUUCCUCGGCCAUACUUCUGAAGAAUGGCUAUGAGAAGAAGGACAACAUUAUAUCAUGCCUGGAACUGAAUCUCCAAAAGUUUAAUAAGCUACUGAUUUUGAACCACAUUGCAUUAGUGGCAGGCUUCCUGCUUCCAUUUGUCAUACUCACCAUCUGCUACCUCCUGAUCAUCCGGGUCUUGUUGAAGGUGGAGAUCCCAGAGUCGGGUCUGCGGGCUUCUCAUAGGAAGGCGUUGAUUACCAUCAUCAUUGCCAUGAUCAUCUUCCUCCUCUGUUUCCUGCCUUACCAUGCACUGCGGACCCUCCACUUGGUCACUUGGAAUGCAGAUUCAUGUGGGGAUGAGUUACAUAAGGCCACGGUAAUCACACUGGCCUUGGCUGCAGCCAAUAGCUGCCUCAAUCCCUUUCUCUAUUACUUUGCUGGGGAGAAUUUCAAAGAUCGAUUAAGGGAUGUGUUCAGUAAAGAUCGUCUACAGAAAGCAAAGGCAAAGUGUGGCCUUCUCUUCUGUGUAUAGCUGAAGAACAGAACUAAGAGUUCAGGAGCUGCUACUCAGGUGAGCUCAUGAAUCUUGGUGUCUACCUUCAAAUUACUUUGUAUUUGCAUCAUAGCCAACGAAUCUUGGUUCCCAACAUUUAAUUGACCACGACUUUGCUAAUAAAGCCUAUUUCAGAAAUGUCAUUAGAUGUAUUUUUAGUAGUUGGGAUUUAAAUAUUUCUACUGGAAUAUUGCAUGCUGAGAUGUGACAUUGGGAAAAAUUGUCCAGCACAGUAAGCCAUGCUUUGCAUCAGAUCCUAUGCUAGGUCUCUGCCCUAGGCAGUCUAAAUCCCUAACUUCAAGACAUCCUCAAGCACCCCAGCUUCUCCAGAUCCUUUCCCCAUUAAAGCCCUUGAGACACAGCCAAACCUACUGGUGGCCUCCGUGCAGCUUGGAGAACAUGCUAAGAACUCAGGAGCUGACUUUGGUUUGAAGAAGAAGACUGGCCCGGAACAAAGCAGGUGCAGACAAUGUUGGCGAGCGAAAAAGGAGGAGAACUAAGACAAAAGAGAGAGUGAACGAU
This is a messenger RNA of Phodopus roborovskii (desert hamster), 1912 nucleotides long. RefSeq names its product cysteinyl leukotriene receptor 2 (gene Cysltr2). The transcript has 3 exons. NCBI's taxonomy places the organism in Eukaryota, Metazoa, Chordata, Mammalia, Rodentia, Cricetidae. Gene Ontology annotation, molecular function: leukotriene receptor activity. Gene Ontology annotation, biological process: G protein-coupled receptor signaling pathway. Bases 401 to 1369 code for a protein of 322 amino acids. The record is from RefSeq and is a predicted model, not a curated record. Gene Ontology annotation, cellular component: plasma membrane.